Messenger RNA from Eruca vesicaria subsp. sativa (arugula), 1417 nucleotides. NCBI's taxonomy places the organism in Eukaryota, Viridiplantae, Streptophyta, Magnoliopsida, Brassicales, Brassicaceae. The record is from the annotation of a GenBank genome assembly.
GCUUCUCGUCUCUCUCUAAUAGAAUAUUUGUCGAGCAGCUUUGAUUUUUCAUAUAGUAAAAUUAUACCAUCGGUUUAGUGUUGGUACGAUGAUGAUGAAGCAAAAAGAUUCAGCAGCUCAACAAGCCGAGAUUGCUAUAAUCGUGGGCGGUUCUUCAUCAUCUUCUCCUCAGGCUAAUCAUCCGGUGAAAGAAAAAUCUACUGAAGAUGUGCCAAGCGGAACCCAUUUGGAUCUUUCAAUGCAAAUAACCCCUAGACCUAUUCCAUUUGCAGGCGUCCGGAACCCAAAGAGUUCAUUAAAGUCCACAAGUUCAUUCAAAACCGGCACUACAUCCUCACCAAGAGGAAUCUUGCGUAACCUGAGCUUCAAGAAGAAAGUUGUAGUAGCUCAUCCUGAAAGCCAGAGAAGCUCUCUACUAUCUCCCCCUCUCAUGGAAACAGCUCAAAAUCCAACAACUUCUCCGUACUGGAAAAGAUGCUUGUCGCUUCCAUCUAGACAUGCCUCUAAGCUGUCUCCUAAGGCAUCUGCACAUGUAUCAAUUAGUGUGACCAGUGAACAACCUAUUCAGGAAAAAGGCGAAAAAGAAGAUUGUAUUUUGUUACAGAAAGAUUCAACUUAUCCAUCAGUUUCAAGGUCCUUGUCCAUGCCUGGGAGAAACAUAGUGAUUGUAAGAUCCAUUUCAUUUGACAACCACAAAGCUCAUGUUUCCUCUGAGACAAAUGCAGAUCAAACCUCUCCCGUUCCCAUGGAAGAAACAGAUGAAGAAAUUCCAGAGGAAGAAGCGGUUUGCAGAAUCUGUCUAGACGUUUGCGAAGAAGGGAAUACUCUGAAAAUGGAAUGCAGCUGCAAAGGUGAUCUAAGACUUGUUCAUGAAGCCUGUGCCAUUAAGUGGUUUAGUACAAAGGGGACAAGAACCUGUGACGUAUGUAGACAAGAAGUCCAAAACUUACCAGUUACAUUGCUUCGAGUGCCCUCAAUUAACCAAUCAAACAACAGACGUGCUCGCGGUCAACAGAAUCUACAGUCACAAACCGCUAGUGCUUGGCAAGAGUUUGUGGUGUUAGUUCUGAUCAGCAGUGUCUGUUACUUCUUCUUCCUCGAGCAAUUGCUGAUUAGGGACUUGAACUCGAAAGCUGUCUACAUAGCAGGGCCGUUUUCAUUAACGUUAGGCCUCUUUGCAUCCGUUUUUGCUAGUGUCCUUGCUAUCAGAGAAUACAUAUGGACAUAUGCAGCACUUGAGUUUGCACUUGUGGGCAUCUUGGUUCAUCUACUAUAUACUAUAGUGAGACUGCCUGCAAUCUAUGCUGUACUUUUUGCAGGGAUUAUUGGUUUUGGGGUAGCCGUGUGCCUUAACUCAUUGUACCUUUAUUAUUUCUCUUUGCGUGUACGUGUUGCACAGAACUCAAAUCCAGUAUGA